Messenger RNA from Cherax quadricarinatus, 2573 nucleotides. RefSeq names its product anaphase-promoting complex subunit 4 (gene APC4). The record is from RefSeq and is a predicted model, not a curated record. Gene Ontology annotation, molecular function: protein binding. Lineage: Eukaryota; Metazoa; Arthropoda; Malacostraca; Decapoda; Parastacidae. Gene Ontology annotation, cellular component: nuclear periphery; anaphase-promoting complex. Gene Ontology annotation, biological process: anaphase-promoting complex-dependent catabolic process; protein K11-linked ubiquitination.
GGGUUUGAUCUAGGUCAUUUCAGUUGCAAGCCGAGUGUGCUACCACGUUAUGAAUUCAGUCAUCUACUCUCUGAGAUCAGACAUGAAGUUUGAAGAAUUACUUUGGGAGUCAAAGAAGUCUUGAUACUUAAAUAAGACUUGAGUUGACAAUUAAGGCUUUAGCCUUUUCACUGAUUUAGUUGUCUGAAGAAGAUUGUGAACUUUCAUGAACAAAUGGCUGCAACGUGUAUUAUGAAACAGGUCGAGGAGCGACAUGUUGCGACUGAAAUCACAAGAUGUGUUUGGUCUCCAAAGAUGGAUUUAGUUGCUGUUGCCAAUGUUCAAGGACAAGUUGCAAUGCAUCGAUUGUCUUGGCAACGUGUGUGGGUGAUUAACUCUCCGGGAGAAAACGUGAAAGUUACCGGACUAGCGUGGCGACCUGACAGCAAGGUCCUUGCAGUAGGAUAUUCCACAGGUGAAGUGGUUCUAGUGGACAUAGAAGACAGCAACCCAGUUCACAAGCUGAAUGUAAAUGCCGAGGUUACAGCCCUCAACUGGGCUAUGCAUGUCCUAGACGAGGCCCCCAAGAAGGAAACUUUAUUUGAGGACUCAUCAGAGAUGUUUCUGCCACCACUUCCUUCCCUCUCCAAGACAUACACAGGAAGCAGUGGUGAGGAUCGUGAGGAAGGGUGGCACGAAGGUUGUCUACUACGGGAUCCAUCAUUAACCCUUCUAACUGUUGCUACAUCUGCAGCAUCUGUCUACAUCUAUGCCUUUGGGCUCUUUCAUUGUGCUACAGUCAAUCUGGCAGACUCUGUGCCAAGGGCAGGACAGGUUCUAGAUGCUACACCCUCCCAUGAUCUCCAUCUGCUUAGUUGUUUGGUGGAACGAGAUCUCGGAGGAGAAAGGGAGGUUGUGCAUGUAACGAUAGAAACCUUGAUUCUGGCUUGCCGUCAUCAAGAGCUCCGUGCUCUUGCUUAUCGCUAUGGUCAGAUUUGUGGACUCAUGACCUAUGCCUCUCACACACUCACACUUUUAGCUGAAGCUUGGGAAAGCAUUUUACUUGAAUUGGAUCUGAAGUUAGCCACAUAUGCUAGAACUGUUCCUGAAGGUGGUGUAUCUGCUGACUUUCUGGAUCUUUUAGUAUUUGGUUUAUCUUCAUCAGAAUUUGACAUGUUUCUCUCAAAUCAACUCACUGAAAAAGGUUUAAAGAAAUUGGGUCAUUCAAUAGAACUUAGUUAUUCUAACAUUCAGAAGUUGGUUCUGCGCAAUGUGCAAGCAGUAGGACAAGCACUUGUGUACCAGCUAAGUGCUCUAGUUGGUCUAGCGAGACAUCAUGAUCGAUUUGGAAUGUUGGGUGUUGAGGAUGUGGUUACAAAUGCUGUCAGGGAAGCUGGAGCAUUUGUACUUAAAGCUGUGGAGCUCCAACAAGUGAUAGAUGGUGCAAUGAGCACUUUUAAAGCCUUUCUUCGUUGGCUGUAUGUAGUUGUGCAGCGUGUUCGGGGUGAGGCUGUACCAGAUGAGAUGAGCCGCAUGACCCAGCAAGAUCUUACCUAUAUAACAGAGUUUUUACAUGAUGGCCUUGAAGAAACAGAAACAGGUCCUGAUGGUGAGAAACGCACACGAUUCCGCUUGGAGCGCGUUGGCCAGUUCCUGAAAGAUGCACCGCUCUCUUGUCCACCCGAAUCAGACCGUAAUCCCUGGUCUAUAUUUCUUGCCGAACAUCCUGCAGUUGCUGAGCAUUCUCUCAUCUUUCCACACUAUCCUGAGCGUUCUCUUUUGCAAGAGCACAAAAACCUUGAGUCUGUUUUGGAUAAUAUGGCUGGACAACCAGCAAAGGUUAUAAGUGAGGCUGUAAACAUUGUUGCUUGGGUCCCAUUUAUGGCCAUAGCAUCAAGUGGGCCAGUAAGUGUGAGCCAGAUAAGCUGCCCUCGUGACAAUGCCAUGUAUACUGUGCUUCUUCCUGGCCUUAAGCAGUCUGUUCUCUAUCUAGCACGGUGGCCAACAAGUGCUGAACGUCUUGCACAGGCCAGUGCACCGCCAGGUCCAGCUCAUCACGUGGAGGCAGCUCCAUUUGUAUUUUCAAGACUAGAGGGAACACGAGGGUGUUCAUUAGAGCAAAUUGGCCCACCAUCCCCUUUAUUGCAGUUAAUUGGGGCACAGUUCUAUUCUGAAGAUACACUAUCUGUGUUGGCACAAGACCCAUCUGAUUCUAAAGCUUCAUUCUUCAUUCAGUUAUGGAUGCAAGCAGCAUGUGGAGAGUUAAGGCCCUUGGCUGUAUAUGGAGGACGGCGCCUGGCAGAGGCUGGUGUGACUACCCGAGAUGCAUGCUCACUGGUGGAUGCUAGUGGGUACAGGCGACUCGAGGGUGGCCCACUCUCUUCAUUGGCGGUCUCUGGAUCUCGUAAAGUUGCACUCCUCUUGUCAGAGAACAGAAGGCGCGUUAGGUUGUUUGAAAUGGAAGUAGAUGAAGACGAUGAGGACGAUGAUGAAGAUGACACAGCCCAACACGAGUCCAUCAUGAAUGCUUCUGGUGCUUCCGAUGAUCAGGUUGACAAUUUAUAAAUAUUUUUCUUUAUUAAAUAUGUUACAUA